AUGGCAAGAAAUACGCUUCUUGCUUUGACCGCCCUGGUUGCGGCUGGAGCCUAUGCUGAUAACACGUCCUAUGAUGUCAACGCUGGUUGCUCCAAUGACCAACUCCUCCGAUGGUAUGACGAAGAUAUCGGUCUCUUCCUUUACCCUAAUGGGGCCUACUACUUCUGGCAAGCUGGUGUCAUGAUCACAGCGGUUGCCAGCCUCGCUGCGCUCGAUAGUGGUGUCAAGAGCAGAACCGCUGCGAUGUGGCAAAACACGUAUCUCAAGGGGGGUCAACCUUCUCAUGGUGUCAUACAAUUAGACAGCACCGGCCGUAAGAUUGUUGUGCCAAAGGGAUCAGCGAGCAGCAUUCCAAGCAAAUUCAGGAAGAGAGAACAAGGCUUUCUAGCAAGUCACUACGACGACGAAGGUUGGUGGGGUUUGGCGUGGCAAGAUGUCUACGAUCUCACCGGAGUCCAGGACUAUCUCACAGAAUCUAUUGCCAUUUGGCAGGAUAUGAAUGCUGGUUGGGGCAAUCUCAACUGUGGUGGUCUCCCUUGGUUCAAAGGCGAAGCUAAGACCGACAACCCGUUAGCUAUUCCCAAUGAACUGUACCUUGCUAUCAGUGCUAGUCUCGCCAACCGUGUCCCCAGCAGCCAAAAGCAGACAUACCUAAGUGCCGCACAAACAGCUUGGGCCUGGUUCCAAAAGGUUGGCUUCAUCAACAGCCAAGGUCUUGUCAAUGAUGCUGUAAAUGGUAACACCUGUGUGAAUGAUAACAAUCAGCCAACUUGGACCUACAACCAGGGUGUUAUCAUCGGUGGUCUUGCAGACCUCUAUAUCGCCACGGGAGACUCAUCUUACCUCACAUCAGCUAGUCGGAUUGCCAAUGCUACUAUGGCUCACCUGGUUGACAAUAACGGCAUUCUUGCUGACAGCUGCGAUCUGUCACACAGCUGCAGCGGUGAUAAUCUCCAGUUCAAGGGUGUCUUUGCUAGGAAUCUCCAAAAGCUAUACCAUAGCCAGCCUUUCCCUGCCUACAAGGCGUUCUUGGAAAAGAACGCCCAGUCCAUUUGGCAAAACGAUCUCGCUGUGGAGGCAGGAGACUGCUUUAAUGGGGCUGAUUGGGGUGGUCCCUACGUUCUUGGCUCUGCUACGGCCAGCAGCCAGAGCAGCGCCCUUCAGUGUCUUGUUGCUGCCCUCUAUGUCUCUCAGAAUUAG
Molecule: messenger RNA, 1200 nt
Organism: Trichoderma breve
Lineage: Eukaryota; Fungi; Ascomycota; Sordariomycetes; Hypocreales; Hypocreaceae
Product: glycosyl hydrolase family 76 domain-containing protein
Exons: 4
Coding region: 1-1200 (399 amino acids)
Biological process (GO): carbohydrate metabolic process
Source: RefSeq, a predicted model, not a curated record